CGGCGGCCCCGCCCUCUUUUCUCGGUGAAUCGUUGAUGAAGAGCGCAGCAUCGUCCGGGAAGUGCAGGGUUUUAUUUCACUCUGACAGGAAAUGGCGCUGGAAAGAAGCGUCUCUUUUUGUUGGACAGAGGAUCUCAGGGAGGAAGACGUGAACACGGACUCGGGUGAGGAGGCGAGGCCGCUGGUAAUGGAGGAGGACCUAAAGGUGAUCUGUGCUAAAGAGAUGGCUCUGCUGUCCCUGAUCGACAAGACGGGCUACAACAUGGUGCAGGAGAACGGGCAGAGGAAGUACGGAGGUCCACCGCCAGGCUGGGAGGGUCCCGCCCCCCCGCGGGGUUGCGAGGUGUUCGUGGGGAAGAUUCCCAGAGACAUGUACGAGGACGACCUGGUGCCGCUGUUCGAGAAAGCCGGGAGGAUCUACGAGUUCAGACUGAUGAUGGAGUUCAGCGGGGAGAACCGUGGCUAUGCCUUCGUCAUGUACACCGACAGAGAAGCAGCUCAGAGAGCCAUCCAGAUGCUGGACAACUACGAGGUGCGCCCGGGGAAGUUCAUCGGCGUGUGUGUGAGUCUGGACAACUGCCGCCUCUUCAUUGGCUCCAUCCCCAAAGACAAGAGGAAGGACGAGAUCAUCGAGGAGAUGAAGAAGGUGACGGACGGCGUCGUGGACGCGAUCGUGUACCCGAGCACCACAGACAAGAACAAAAAUCGAGGUUUUGCCUUUGUGGAGUACGAGUCCCAUAAAGCUGCAGCGAUGGCUCGCAGGAAGCUCAUUCCAGGAACGUUCCAGCUGUGGGGUCACUCCAUCCAGGUGGACUGGGCGGAGCCUGAGAAAGAUGUGGAUGAGGAGGUCAUGCAGCGAGUUAGGGUCCUUUAUGUGCGAAACCUCAUGCUGGAGACGUCGGAGGAAACUCUUCGUCAGGAGUUCUCUCGCUUCAAGCCGGGCUGCGUGGAGAGAGUCAAGAAGCUCUCCGACUACGCCUUCAUCCACUACCGCUCUCGCAGCGACACCCUCACCGCGCUCAGCCUCAUGAACGGAGCCCACAUCGAUGGAGCCGCCGUGGAGGUGACGCUGGCCAAACCAGCGGGCGUGAAAGACGGAGGUGCAGCUGGCCGGAAGUGCGGCACCAGAGGCGGUCAGGGAGGAGGAGGAGGGAAUGGAGGAAACGGGACAUUUGGGCUGCACAGGAAUGAUGGAGGGAUGAUAGGAGGAGACCCAAUGAGACAGGUGUCCCUGCCGCUGACAAACCCCUUCUACACAGGGAGUCGAGACGACCUGGAGCGCUGCAUGUACCCCCUGCUGCCCGGCACCCCCCUCACCGCCACCAGCCUGCUGUCGCUCAAGCAGAGUCAGAUCAGCUCGGCCGUCAGCCUGCUCGACUUUUACUGCCGCAAAAACUGCUGGUUGCCCCCGGAGUACUACCUGUACUCCACACCAGGGCAGGACGGAAAGCUGCUGUUACUGUACAAGGUGGUGAUACAAUCCACACGAAGGACGUUCAUCCCUGACAAGCUGUGUGUGCUGCUGGAUGAUGCCAAGGAGCUUGCUGCUCAGACCACCCUGUGGAACCUUGACUUUUCUUUUCUGACCGGAGCAUCCUGUGACUCUCCCAGCAGCAACUCUCCUCCUCUCGCCAUGUCCCCGCCUGCUGCCACUGUCACCACUCCAGGGGUCCUGACCUGCACCAGCCGGGCCUUCGCCUCCUGCCUCCCUCCUCCUCCUCCUCCUCCUCAGUCCCCGUACCCCCUCUCCACCCUGUCUUCUCUCUCCUCGCUCACCCCUGCCGCCUCUCCGACUCAGAGACUCUACAUCAGCCCGCAGUCGCCGUUCUACUGAUGUCAUUUUCUGCCGGAGGUGUUUCCUCACCUGAGGGUCAGAAGUUAGAGGAAGAUCCACAGGAGGAAAAGUGCGAGGAAGAAAAGGCAGGACUGUGUUUCUUACAAUUACACUCCACACGGUGUAAUUGUACAUUGCUAAUGGGCCUUUUUACAUUAGAGCCUCUGUUAUGUUAACUUUCGUCGUCCUGUUAUGUUGUGAGGGAAGGGGCGUAGUCACUGUUCUGUCAUCCUCUUCUUAUUCUAGAGGAAUUUUUGUAGCUGCCGACUUCCUUCACAAUCCAACUUUAAAUAUGGAGCUCCAAAACAAAAGACCAGUUUCUUCUUUUCUGUUUUUGUGUGAGCUGUUUUGCACCCAGGCUGGUUUUAAGAGUUUAAAAAAAAGAAGAAAAGCACGAGGAAGAUGGAGCCUCUGCAACAACUUUUGUUGUUUAUUCUCAUUUAAACUGCAUUUAGCACAAACAGAGGCACAGUUAGUUUUUCAUGGUUUAGUUUCACAUUUGUGCUUCUGUAGUUGUUUAGUGUUCAUAAAGAAAAGUUCAUUUUACAGUAAUGAAAAAAGCAACGGGGGGGGGGGGACGUCCUUUUAAAGGGUUGAUCUAUUCAAAAGCAGGCACCUGAGUAAAUAUCUCUGGAAAAAUUUUUUUUCCAAAUUUACAACUAUAAAGCAGACAAAAAUUAUAAAAUCAGCAUUUUUAUUUACAUUUACAAAAUAAUUAGUUGUUGCAUGCCUUAGAGAUAAUAUUGAUGGUAUUUCGUUAUUUUCGAAGACUUUCAUUGUCAUUAUGGGAACAGUUUUGACCUUUAAUUUAUGGGGGUCCUUAAUUAAUGGGGAAAAGGUAGAAUAAUCAAUAAAAAUCCAUAACAUAGUAUUUUAUGUUUUAGAAUUUGUCUUUAUGGGACCUGAAAUUCACUUGUUAUUGGUAAUUACGUCAUAGUUUAGGCCAUUUUUCCAUUACAGGUAGUAUAAAAAAGUUAAUUAACUGCCAACAUAAUCAGCAGAUUGAUCAGUAUAAAAGUACGAUUAUUAAUGGUAGACCUACAGAUAAAUAUUCUUCCAUUUGUUUUGUUCUUUUUUUGUAGACACUUUGGAAUUCAAAAAGGAUUUUCUAGAAAUUUUAUAAUUGUUUAAAGAUGAUUUUACAGGAAAUUGUUACAAAAUUACAGAUUUUGUAUAAAUAUUUUGGAGAUGAGGACAUGCUGUAUAUGUUUUCUUCUUACAGUUUUACAUUUUUAAAGCAAGCAGAAUUUAUAAAUACUUUUUUGCUGUGCCCUGGGGGAGUUUGAAGUCUAGAGGAGAGGGUUGUUCCUUAAAAAAUGAAUUCAAAAGCACUGAAAGGUGAGUUUGACAGUUUGAAAUUCAUCGUUUUUAAGAUCAAAGUAACAGCGGAGUGUUUUUAUGUUCAUGUUUUUUUUUUCUCUUUCUUGAUUAGUUUGACUGAUGCAUGUUGUUUGGACUUUAAAUGUUUUACGUAUUUACAGUGACUGUGUUUGCGUAGUUUUACUUCACGUUCAUUUUACUCUGUCCCUUGUUUCAUACAAAGCUCCUGACACAUGUUGCUCUGCUCGACUGAUUUUUAGGAGAAUUUGUGUUUAAAAACAGAGCGAAGAUCCUGUUUGUGACAGAGAAUCUGAAUAUUUUUAAUGCAUGUCAGAAUAUUCGUCCCAGUUGUCGUUUUAGUGAGAUCCAAACCAGACUGCAGACUGAAAUCUUUUCAGUCGUGAAUAAGAAAAGCAGAAACAGUAGUGAUAGUAAGGCCAAUUAGAAAUCACGAUAGUGUGUAAAAGAACAAAUCUUAGUUGCUCCGAAUGUUACCCUAUUUAUUAAAAACAGAUAUGAAGUAUUUCACAACGCUCAAAAAGUAAUGAAGGGUUUGCUUAUAAGCUUCCCACACGGUUAAAUUUCAAGCACAUGAAGUCAAAGAGUUUUGUGUAUUCAUGUGAAUCUCUGUGUUGUAGUUCAAUCUCAGGAAACUUGUUUCCAAAAAUUAAACACUGGGAGUGUGGGAAUUAAACUCUGCCACAGUUGAUUCAUUUACACCUGUACCGUUUUUGGUCUACGAAAUGGUUGAAUAGUAUAAAGUACAAUACUAUGCAAAAGUCUCGAGUCACCAUUCAUUUCUUUAUAUUUUGAUCCAAAGAAGCCAGGCUUUCUUGAAUUUGAAAGUGGGUUUGAGCACUGGUUCUUUGGGUUUUGUAGGACUUUCUGUAGGCUGCUUUUUCACUCAUUCAGUCCAGUCCAGUCUUUGUACCUGACUGUUUACAGAGAAUGUUUCUUGUCUGUUUGCUUGGCCACUUAACACUGAUCUAUGUGUCAUUCAAACAUUAAAAACCACACCAAACUCAA
Molecule: messenger RNA, 4180 nt
Organism: Oreochromis aureus
Lineage: Eukaryota; Metazoa; Chordata; Actinopteri; Cichliformes; Cichlidae
Gene: rbm46
Product: RNA binding motif protein 46
Exons: 11
Coding region: 92-1834 (580 amino acids)
Cellular component (GO): nucleus
Molecular function (GO): mRNA binding
Source: RefSeq, a predicted model, not a curated record